GCGUGCUUUGUCCAGAGUAUUUAGGAUUAGGUGGAGGUUUUUUAAUGACUCUUUACAAUAGUGAAACCAAGACACCGAUGACAAUUGAUGCUAGAGAAGUAGCUCCAGCUGCUGCUACUCCCUCAAUGUUUUGUAAAAAUCAAAUUAAUUCUCAAAUAGGUUCAUUAGCAAUAGGCGUUCCAGGACAACUUAAGGGUUACUGGACUGCUUUCAACAAAUUUGGUGGCGGAGUGUCUUGGAAAUCAUUAUUUGAGCCAGCGAUUCAAAUGUGCGAGGAAGGUAUUUCGAUUAGCAAACGGUUAGAAACAAAUAUAUGUUGUAAUAAAAAUGCAAUUUUAAAAAACGACAUAUUAAGAGAGUAUUUUCUCAAUAAAGAGACUGGUACGUUAAAGAAAAUGGGUGACAGGUUUAGAAUGCUGAAAUUAGCUGAAACCCUGAAAAUCAUAGCGCUGAACGGAGCUGAUUAUUUUUACAAUGGACCACUGGCAUCUAGAAUAGCAAAUGAAGUACAAAAUGCUGGUGGCAUCUUGAGUUUUAAGGAUUUAAAUGACUACACCCCUUUUCUGUAAAUCUGGAAAACGGUUACCGGUUGUAUGCGGGUCAUCCACCUAGUUCCGGGGUGAUUUUAGCUUUUAUACUAAAAUUGCUCAAUGGUAUAUUUCCAAC
Adelges cooleyi (spruce gall adelgid) is the source of this 666-nucleotide messenger RNA. RefSeq names its product scoloptoxin SSD14-like. Gene Ontology annotation, molecular function: glutathione gamma-glutamate hydrolase. Gene Ontology annotation, biological process: glutathione catabolic process. The transcript has 4 exons. Gene Ontology annotation, cellular component: plasma membrane. The coding region runs from base 45 to 569 and encodes 174 amino acids. NCBI's taxonomy places the organism in Eukaryota, Metazoa, Arthropoda, Insecta, Hemiptera, Adelgidae. The record is from RefSeq and is a predicted model, not a curated record.